CGUUGUGCCUUCGCUUCUUCAAGUCAGUGAAGUUGGACCCAUCCACCGGCGACGCCAUCCGCAUCCUCUCAUCUACCGUCAUGCUGUCGAUGGCGUGCCUGAUCCUCCGGGCGGCUGCUCGCGUCUCCAGCUUAGCUGCGUGGGCUACAGAUCGCCUUGCGGCGGUGACGCGAGUGGCGGCGGAGGCCCGCUCUGGUUCAGGCGGUGCGGCGGUGGCGGCGGCGGUGGAGGCCCGCUCUGGUUCAAGCGGUGCGGCGGCGGCCUCAGAUCUGCUCGUUGCUGCAGCGGCGGCGAAGGCCCGCUUUGGUCCAGGCGGUCCGGUGGCGGCCAGGCUCUCUCACGACAAUAGAUCCACUCUCGACAAAUGGCAAUCAGCCAUACCAGAUUGGGCGAAAUUCGAGGCAAAUGAGAAGGAUCUUGAGUCAGAUGAUGCCCUAUGGGACCUGUACGAGCGCUGGUGCAAAUUUUUUAACCAGGAGCGUGACCGUGAGGAGAUGGCUCGCCGGUUCAGCUACUUCAAAAAGACUGUGCUGAGAGUGGAGCAAAACAAGAAAUCUGAUCUGCCUUACAGACUUGGGAUUAACCAUUUUGCCGAUGGGAAGCUAAGGGAACUCUGCAUCGAAAGUGGUAGCAUGAACUUUCGACAGAGAAGGUCUUGUUCUACUUCACUGAGCUAUGGGAGUGAAGUAAGGGGCCAGGCCAGGCGCAAGCGGGCCAGCCGCCGCAACCGAAACCUCAAAUCCAUCUGCAAUUGAAUUAGGCAUGAUCGUUCUCAGGAUCCACAAGACCCAUGCAUGAAUAACUUUUCGUUCGAACCUGUAUUAAGUUAUUGUAUGUGUGUGGCGUGCCAUUUGCAUGCAUGUCUAAUCUACUGAGCUGCAUGUUUGGUUCUGUGCAAACUUGCAUGCAUGUUCGUGCCAAGUGUUAUGUUUGUUUGUCCUAUAUUCGACUUUUGCAUCUUCACCGUAACAUGUUUGAUGUCUAGACCUAAUAAUAAAGGGUUCCCUUUUUCUGUUUA
This is a messenger RNA of Panicum virgatum (switchgrass), 1018 nucleotides long. RefSeq lists its product as uncharacterized. NCBI's taxonomy places the organism in Eukaryota, Viridiplantae, Streptophyta, Magnoliopsida, Poales, Poaceae. The record is from RefSeq and is a predicted model, not a curated record. The transcript is spliced from 2 exons. The coding region runs from base 81 to 755 and encodes 224 amino acids.